Molecule: messenger RNA, 1524 nt
Organism: Thermothielavioides terrestris NRRL 8126
Lineage: Eukaryota; Fungi; Ascomycota; Sordariomycetes; Sordariales; Chaetomiaceae
Exons: 2
Coding region: 226-1317 (363 amino acids)
Biological process (GO): cytoplasmic translation
Cellular component (GO): cytosol
Molecular function (GO): metal ion binding; mRNA binding
Source: RefSeq, a predicted model, not a curated record
GGCGCCGAGACCAUUCAGAAACUUGAAAACAGGACGGUGUUUCUGGUGAUCCCCGCCAGGAAACCGCAAGUUUGCCUUCUGCACGUAACCCCAACCAACACCGCCUCACGAACGAUUCCGACCCCCGCGGCGGCUCCCAGCCUGUGUGGAACACGGCGUCAAACCUUAGGUCUCUAGCCUCAGCAAUAUCCUCAAAAACAUCCACAAACUACCCACCCGCCCGCCAUGCCUCCAAAAAAGGCCGAGAAGGGCAAGAAGCCCGAUGCCAAGAAGAUUAUCGAGGACAAGACUUUCGGCAUGAAGAACAAGAAGGGCGCCGUGGCAAAGAAGCAGAUCGCCGCCCUGCAGUCGUCCAUGAAGGCGAGCGGGAGUGCCGAGCAGAAACGGAAGGAGGCUGAGAAGGCCGCCCGCGAGCGCGAGAAGAAGGCCGCCGAGGAGGCCAAGCGGGAGGCCGAGAUGCUUCUCAACAAGCCUGUCCAGGUCCAGAAGGUGCCGUUCGGUGUCGAUCCCAAGACGGUCGUGUGCAUCUUCUACAAGAAGGGCAACUGCGAGAAGGGCAAGAAGUGCAAGUUUGCCCACGACCUCGAAGUGGAACGCAAGGUGGAAAAGAAGAACGUCUACCAGGACACGCGGGAGGACGAGGAGGAAAAGAAGAGGCAGGAAACCUCGGCCGACUGGGACGAGGAGAAGUUGCGGUCCGUUGUCUUGUCCAAGAAGGGCAACCAGCGCACAACAACCGACAAGGUGUGCAAGUACUUCCUCCAGGCCAUCGAGGACGGCAAAUACGGCUGGUUCUGGGUUUGCCCCAACAACGGCGAUAAGUGCAUGUACAGGCACGCUCUGCCUCCUGGGUUCGUGUUCAAGACGAAGGAACAGAGAGCGGCUGAGAAGGCUCUUUUGGAUAAGUCGCCGCUCAAGACACUGACACUCGAGGAAUUUCUCGAGUCCGAGAGGCACAAGCUCACCGGCAAACUCACGCCCGUGACGCCAGAGACGUUUGCCAAGUGGAAGCGGGAGCGUUUAGAUAAGAAGGCGGCAGAAGAGCAGCUGCGGAAGGCGAAGGAGGCAACCGGCCGUGCUCUGUUCGAGAGCGGGAACUGGAAGAUGGACGAGGACUCAGAUGCGGAAUCGGAUGACGGCGGUGCCUGGAACCUCGAGAAACUGCGGCAGGAGACGGAAGCGCUUAGAAUCAAGAGAGAAGAGGAACGGCUGGCUGCCAUGCACGGCAUUCCGCUCCCGAGCGGUGAGUCGAACGGAGAUACGAACGGUGGGAGCGAGCAGGAGACAGCAGAACCAGAGGCAGUCCCAAACACCUGAAGCGUAGCUGCGAAACGGGAACAACCAGAUCACGGACGUCGCGCGGCUGCGCGAGGACAGCGAGCCCACAGAGCGCUCCUCCUCGAUCGGCAUCCAGCAACGACGGCCACGCCGCGCAGGAUCUUCAAGCACACGGUCAAGAUGGACCUCAAGAGAGGGGUAUCAAGCCAUGCAAGAAAGUUGAUUCGCGGCAACGAAGGACGACAC